Molecule: messenger RNA, 4950 nt
Organism: Closterium sp. Naga37s-1
Lineage: Eukaryota; Viridiplantae; Streptophyta; Zygnematophyceae; Desmidiales; Closteriaceae
Source: the annotation of a GenBank genome assembly
AUGACUGGUGGAGCUAACCUGGACUUGUUCCGCCAUUUGCUCCUCUAUCCCUCAGCUUCCGCCAACCUCCCCUUCCGCCACGCACCCUCGCCAUACAGCUCCCUCCCGCCCUUUGCCCACUCGCGAGUCCCUCGUGGUAACCCGCCCGCCACUUCCCCUCUCGCCUAUUUCUCCCGCCCUUUCCUGUCCCUUGAUGCCACUUCUUUCUCCAACCCCGCCAUCCCAUUCAUCCCAUCGCGACGACGUGCCUCACGACUCCUCGUGCGCGCCGCCAUGGGGUCCGUGGAGGAGGCGGGGGGGCGGCAGGUGGACCUCCGCCGAGCGGCGUCGGCGGGCGUGCUGCAGGCGGAGGACCGCGCGCACGCCGCGGCGGACGCGCUGCAGCAGCACCGCGCGGACCAGCAGCAGCAGCAGCCGGCGGCGCGCGCGCUGCCGGGGUGGUCGACGCGGCUGAUCGACUACUUCGUGGUGUGCGGGCUGGGCGCGGAGGUGCGCACCAUGGACGGGCAGCGCGGCUUCCACGGCGUCACGGCGCGCGACGGCGACCCCAUGCUGUACCAGCCGCAGAUGACGCCGCUCGACUUCUACCCGCCCAAGGAGCACAAGAAAUUCGGCGUCCCCGAGGGGCUCCCCAUGGUGCGCCGCUCCGCGCGCCCACACGGCUUUCCAUGGGCCCAACCCUUCCCCUCCCAACCCCCCCACCCCCGCCUUCACCCCCCACCCCCCCGCGCCCUUUCCUUCUCGCGCGCCUACUAUUUGCCACCGUGUCAUCCCCCUCGCCUCUCGCCCCAUCUUUGGCCGUUGGCAUGCGUUGUCUUCUUGUGGUUCCCCUCCACGUGUCUCACCCCCUCCCUCUUCUCUCGCUUCCCGCCUGCCUCCCACUCCACCAGUCUUGCUAUCCCUCCUUCCCUCCCUCCUUCCCUCCCUCCCUCCCUCCCUCCCUCCCUCCCUCCCUCCCUCCCUCCCUCCCUCCCUCCCUCCCUCCCUCCCUCCCUCCCUCUCGUGGUGAUGCCGCGGGGGCUGCGUUUCUAUGAGAGAGGGCCGUUUUCCGGUGACAAGAGCACUCAGCCGCGCUCUUACCCCAUGGUCAUCACAGACACGGUGGGGACGAAGGUGUAUGUGACAGUGGUGGCGUUCCGCGACCCAGUGGAGGAGGACGUGGCGGAGGCGUGGGGCAUCCCCGCCUCGCACUACGUCGACAAGUGCCUCUGCCUCGUGUCCCACUGGCCCUUCUUCCACACCUUCACCCAGGCGCUCGAGGAGAUCCACCGCAUGUGCUUCUGCACCGCUGGCUGCACGCAGCCAGUGUGGGAGCUGGUGCAGCACCUGGUGACGGCCGUGCCGCUGCCCGACCCCGGGCGGCGCUCCGUGGUGUUUUCUGUGGAGAAGUGCCUCCUCUUCUGCGAGGCGCCGCCGCCCGCCACCCUGCCCGCCGUGCAGCUCUCAUUCCACCCGUUGGUGCGCAGCCUGGACGUGGACAACAUCAUUCUGCUCGUCACCGCCGUGCUGCUUGAGAAGCGCAUCCUCCUCCGUGCCACCCAGUAUGAGCUGCUGACGCUGGUGGCGGAGUCGGUGUCUCACCUCAUCUACCCCUUCAAGUGGGCGUACCCCUACACGCCCGUGCUGCCGCUCAACAAGCUGGAGCUCGUGCACAUGCCGGGAAGCUUCCUCUUCGGCAUCGUGCCGACGCGGUGGACGGACCACGACCUGCCGGGCGGGGUGAUGGUGGUGGACCUGGACGCCAACCGCAUCGCCAUCACCACCAGCGGCUACGACGACGACGGAGACACCAUUCCCCCUCUGCCCGAGCCCGAGAACACGCAGGUUCGGGAGGCGCUGCUGCAGCUGGUGGCGCCGGACCUGAUGGCGUUGGACCAGGCGCGCACACGCGACUUCAGCUGCGACCUGCACAAGUUCAGACGCCCCUGGGGCCGCCUGCACGACCGCGAGAUCCGAUUAAUCUUCUUUCGCUUCUUCGCAUCCAUCCUCUGCAGCUACAGACAUUUUGUGGACAAGGUGGUGGAGCCAUCAGGCCACGUCAAGUCGACGUUCAACAAGGCCAGCUUCUUCCGCAAGCGCGCCAAGGUCACCGGCAACACCGACGAGCCCCUCAUAUCGCAGCUGCUACACACGCAGUGCUGGCAGCAGUUCCUGGACGGCAGCAGCAGCGGGGUGGUGUCAUUCUUUGACCGUGCGCUGGUGGAGCUGGAGGCGCUUGACAUCGCCACCGGCCCCGCCAUGGCGUCUGUGGACCUCGCUGAUGAUGACGGGGCUCCCGAGAUUGUCACCGUGCCGCCUCCCACACCUAAAGAGCGGGCGGGGGGGCGGUACACGCACCGGGCGUUCCCAUCGUUGGAGCGCAGUGCGGAGGAGAAGCAGCGGCGCUACGAGUUCCUGCAGCAGGUGCGCCUCGCCGCCGACGCCCAACACAACUCCGAGGCGCGCCGCGUCGUCAGUUCGGAUGUGGAGGAGGCGGUGGUGCUGGAGGAGAGGAGCCGCGGCACCAACAGACUGCGCGAACAGGAGGAGCGCGAUGCAAUGGUGGGCGCCAUCAAGGGCAAGUUCUCCAAGCUAUGGGACCAGCUGCUGGCGCUGCCACCAGACGAGGAGCCGCUGUCGUCGCGCGAGUACGGCACCAUCUAUGCGAUGAUGGAGGACGAGGAUGGAGUGGGGAGCUCUGGCUUCAUGGAGGUGCUACAGGACAAACUGCAGUCCAAGGCGUGGGGAGGCGACCUCAAGGCGGACCUCUUUGUGGCUGUGCGCGAGCUGGUGGUGCUGUCAAUAUCGCGGGCCGCCAUGCGCAGCGACAUGCAGUCGGUGCUGGCAGCAUUGGAGCUGGCGGGAGCGGUGCACCAGAGGGACGGCGCGGGCCACAAGGACACCGUGCUCCGACACAUCGGCGCCCUGCCCAUCUGGAAGGACUUCCGGUUCUGGAAGACGUAUCACGACACGCAGCUGGAAGUCAACCCCGACUUUGAGGGCAAGGUGGCGGAUCUGGUGCAGCAGCUGCUGGGGGGACUCGCUCAAGUCAUGGCGGAGAUGGGGCUGGUGGACGGAGACGCGUGGGCCAUGCUCGAGGUGCUCUCCAGCCGCCUCAGCCUCAAACGCCAGAUAGUGCUGCGAGGCCAGCUGGCGUUGCUGCAGCGCGCGUGGCAGUACUACCCACUCUCGCCCACCUCGCCUCUCUUCUCCGCCACCUUCGCCCGCCACACACACGCCACCCCGGGCACCGUUGAGGAGGGCAGUGGCGAGGGCGCGGGCGGCGGCGGGGCGGGCGGCGAGAGCCAGCUGACAACAGCGCUGGGGACGGCGGCGGGGCGGUGGAUGAGCACGCUGGGGAACCUGAACCUGGGCAACUUCCAGAAGCAGCAGCAGGACAAACUGCUGCAGGGCGGGGGCGGGUCUCAGCGCAUUGGAGUGUUUGACUCGGAGGGUGGCAAGGAGCGGCCGGGGGUGAUGGCAUCCAAGUCGCUGCGCCACUCGCACGCGCAGGCGAGGGGCGCCACGGGGGUGCGAGUUCUCCGGGGCCACAAGCAGCCAAUCACAGCGCUCCAUGCGGGCACGCGCAGCGAGCUGGGCGACCUACUGCCAGACGGCGAGGACGGUGCGGGGUACUUUGUGAGCGGCAGCUGCGAUACGAGUGUAAAGCUGUGGGACCCCAGCACCCGGGGGGAUGAGCUGCGCGCCACCAUGCACGGCCACACUGGCCCGGUGCGGUGUGUGGGGUCGGACGCAACGAGGGUGCUGUCAGGAGGCGACGACAAGCGCCUGCUCGUGUUUGACAAGGCCACCGCACGCAUGCUGGCGGACCUGCGCGGCCACCACCAAAGUAUCACAGCCCUGCGCAUGCUACCGGGGCUCAACAAGGGCAGUGUGGUGACGGCGGGCAGGGAGGGGCAGGUGAACCUGUGGGACACGCGCACGGACCACAUCGCCAGCACCCUCUUCACGUGCCCCUCGCCCCACAUCAUCCUCUCUCUUGACUACCUGGACCACGCUGGCAUCCUCGUUGCUGCUGGCACCCAGGGCAUCUGCUAUGUGUGGGACGUGCGGGCAGGCAAGGAGCGGUUCCAACUAGAAGGCCACACCAACUGGGUCAGGGCGGUGCGGGUGGCAGGGGACGUGGUGGUGACGGGCAGUGACGACUGGACGGCGAGGGUGUGGACGCUGAACGACGGCGAGUGUGAGGCCACAGUGGCAUGCCAUGCGGGGCCCGUCACCGCCGUCGACUAUGUCACGGCGUCGCGUGGCUUCAUCACCGGCUCAGCUGACUGCACUGUGCGCCUCUGGGACCGCGGCGAUGGGGUGCAGCCGCGGUGUGUGAAGACACUGACCAACCACACAGCGCCCAUAGUGGCGGUGCGUGCCUCGGACCGCUACGUCACCAUGGCAGCGGAGGACGACUCGCUGUCCCUGCUGCACCGCCCCUUCGCUGACCGCUCCUCGCCCUCGCUGGGGCCCCUAGGCGGGCCGGGCAGCAUGAGCAACGGCGCGCGCGGCUAUGUGGGCAGCGUGGGGGUGAUGACGGACUGGCAGCUCGCCAGACACCUCAACCGCGCCCCCGACCUCGUGAGCGCUGCCCUCUCACAUGUGCUGUGCCCUGCCAUGCCACAUGUGCGCCUGGGUGCUUCUUGCCAUGCCUCACCUCACCAAGCAGAGCAGUUGGGGCAAGCGGCACAUGUGCUGCUGCAUGCCCAUGCAUUCUCAAACACACCCACGUGUCAUGCGCCCUCACUCCACUACCAUCUACACCCACGUGUUGUGCCCCGCCAUGUGGAUUCUCAACAUUGUUUGUGCACAACCCCCCUGCACUCUGUGCUGCAUGCCCGUUGUGCCCUGUGUGCCCUGCAGAUACGACAUGCAGCAUGCGAUGUGGACCGCGGACGCAUCUGCACGGGUGCUCGCUCGGGAGUGCUUCGCGUGUGGGAACCACCCACGCCCCUUGCUUGA